AAAUUUUAUAGGAUUCCAUCCUGUAAGCCAGCCAAAAAGGAGGGGGCAUAUAGGUAGACCCACUCCAUUAAAAGCCAUCUUACAUAACGCGGCUACUAAGCUGCCCGCGCAGAGUUGACAGCGUCGUCGAAGGAAAAUCGACUCAAAACCAGCUUUUUGCUGGCUGGAGAUCGAUCGGAGAGAAAUGGAGGGAGAGAUUAGGAACGUCAUAGCCGUCUGGUUCACGGUCUUGGCGUCUCUCUGCUACUGCCAUGCCGCUGCGAAGUUCGUCGGCGGUAGCGGCGCCAGGCUCUGCGCUUUUGUACCAAUCAUCUGCCUCUUCUUGUACCUUCCGCUCGAACUCACCACCAUCCAUUUCGGAUCCACCACCGCCUUCUUCAUCUCCUGGCUCGCCAACUUCAAGCUCCUCCUCUUCGCCUUCGGAAAGGGCCCCCUUUCGUCAGACCCGCCGGUCUCUCUCCGCCAUUUCAUCCUUCUCGCUUGCCUUCCCAUCAAGCCCCAGCCCCAAAAGCCUCAAGGCAAAGAAAUUACCACCAAAAGCUGUCACAAAUCGCCUCUCGACUACGCCACCAAGAUCGGGCUCUUGCUUGUUUUUGUACAGGUAUAUAGACACAAAGAGCUUGUUCAUCCUGGGAUCUUGCCGGCGCUUUACGGCUUCCACAUCUAUUUCACGCUCGAAUUGCUGCUCGCCAUGGCGGCGGCUGUGGUCCGGGCCCUGACUCACCUAGAGCUCGAGCCACAGUUCGACGAGCCCUUCCUUUCUACCUCGCUGCAAGACUUCUGGGGAAGGAGAUGGAACCUUGUCGUCACAGGCAUCCUCCGUCCCAGCGUAUACGAUCCCGUCCGGUCGAUAUCCCGCCGAGUGGUGGGGCCAAAAUGGGCGGCGCUCUCGGCAACUCUGGCGACGUUUUUGGUGUCUGGUCUGAUGCACGAGCUGAUCUUCUACUACGCCGGGAGGCGGAAGCCGACGCUGGAAGUGACCGCCUUCUUCCUCAUCCACGGCGUCUGUCUGGCCGCCGAAAUUAACAUAAAGAAAGCUCUGAAUGGCAAAUUCAGGCUCCCUGAGAUUGUUUCGCGGCCGUUGGUGAUUUGCUUUGUCAUGGUUACGGGUUUGUGGCUCUUUCUUCCGCCCAUUUUACGGUUCGAAGCAGAUGUCAGAGCUCAGAGAGAGACUGCGGCGUUUGUGGAGUUCAUGAUGCAUGCUAUCGGAGCGUCUGGAUCCAAGUCUUACAAUCAAACAAAUUAAUUAUUACUUAGCUUUAUCAUGCUUUGGUCUCUAUCUAAUCCAAUUAUAUAGAACUAAAGCCGUAUAUAUUUUGUUUUUGUUGACUUCAAUCUUUAAUCUUUGCUCUUCCUUUUUUGCUUUAUUUUUUUCUCCGAACGAAAUAUAUGAGGUACUUAACACGA
Messenger RNA from Diospyros lotus (date-plum), 1407 nucleotides. Its product is annotated as acyl-CoA--sterol O-acyltransferase 1-like. Gene Ontology annotation, biological process: lipid metabolic process. Bases 185 to 1246 code for a protein of 353 amino acids. The record is from RefSeq and is a predicted model, not a curated record. NCBI's taxonomy places the organism in Eukaryota, Viridiplantae, Streptophyta, Magnoliopsida, Ericales, Ebenaceae. The transcript is spliced from 2 exons.